AUGCCGUAUCGCGACGGCUCACAGUACGAAACAGCAACCAGUCCAGCGGCCCCUGAACGCGACGUCUCCGGUACCGUCAGCGUAACUGUCGAGGUCGUCACAUUCCUUGCCAACAUCUUGCCUGUAUUAGUGGUUGUUAAAGUUAAGAGCCGUACCGAUCGUACAAUAACGGACUAUUUAAUUGCCGCCCUCUCUACCAAUGACAUGCUCGCAGUACUGACUACACUCCCAGUUUCGCUGCCAUCCUAUUUUAACGGAGAGUGGCUGGGUGGGAGAAGAGUUUGUGAAUUUUACCAAUUCUGUUCAUUUCUGUUUCAAAUAUCAGCCAUGUUUCUAGUAACUGCUAUGUCUGUCGAUAGGCUGAUCGCCCUUUGGCGGCCGCUUAAUUAUCGGAACUGCCGGCGAAUAUACCAUGCAGUGACCACGAUCGUCGCCAUAUACGCAGUUGCGAUUGUCUUGUCUGCGCUUCCAUUAACCGGACUCGCCCCUCCAGUGAUCGUCAGCCCCGCUGGACGUCUCUGCCGAUCAUGGUUGGUUACGAGAGCGAAACGAUGGCACGAGGCAAUAUUUCCUCUGGUGCUUCUCUCUGUCGUCUGGCUGAUCAUGUUUGCUGUGUUCGUAACCAAUGGAUUUCUUUUAAAGCAUUUAAUCCACUACAAAAAACGUCUAAAACAUCCGAAUUUAAAGACAUACAUCGACAAGAAAUCAUUUAAGGACUUUACUCGCAUGGUUGUGGUCGUGGUCGUGCUAUUCUAUAUAACGUGGUUGCCUGUAUUGGUUGUGGGUACUUUGACACAGUGUGGUCGCUAUGUGGACGAACUUAUCUCCCUUUACGCGCUGAUGAGCACUACCUUGAACGCACUUCUGAAUCCCCUUGUCUAUUUCGCUCUCAGUCGACAAUACCGGAGAGGUUAUCUGGCGAUCUUUGGUUGGAUCCUAGCACUAUUUCGGUGCAAAGGUGAAAUAGUUUAA
Molecule: messenger RNA, 972 nt
Organism: Saccoglossus kowalevskii
Lineage: Eukaryota; Metazoa; Hemichordata; Enteropneusta; Harrimaniidae
Product: melanopsin-like
Biological process (GO): G protein-coupled receptor signaling pathway
Cellular component (GO): plasma membrane
Molecular function (GO): G protein-coupled receptor activity
Source: RefSeq, a predicted model, not a curated record